Clupea harengus (Atlantic herring) is the source of this 1467-nucleotide messenger RNA. RefSeq lists its product as uncharacterized. The transcript has a single exon. The record is from RefSeq and is a predicted model, not a curated record. NCBI's taxonomy places the organism in Eukaryota, Metazoa, Chordata, Actinopteri, Clupeiformes, Clupeidae. The coding region runs from base 1 to 1467 and encodes 488 amino acids.
AUGUUAAUGAGCAGCACGGUCCUGGUUCAUUAUGACACAGAGAAGCCGUUAAGAUUAGCAUGUGACGCAUCCCCCUACGGGGUGGGUGCAGUCAUUUCGCAUGUGAUGGAGAAUGGUGAAGAAAGACCAAUUGCGUUCGCCUCGCGCACUCUGACUGAUGCAGAAAAUAAUUAUGCUCAAAUAGAGAAAGAGGCACUGGCAAUCAUCUAUGGAGUGAGAAAAUUUCACAAGUAUCUAUAUGGACGCAAAUUUACUCUCUUCACUGAUCACAAGCCCUUACUGGCUAUACUGGGACCAAAGUCAGCUGUGCCUACAUUGGCAGCCUUGCGUAUGCAGCGCUGGGCGUUGAUCCUGAUGGCUUACAGUUAUGAGCUAGAAUACAAGAAGUCAGCAGACGACUUUAAAGCUGAUGCUAUGUCCAGACUUCCUGUGACUGAGUCCGACAAGACAGCACAGGAAUCCAACAUUUUCUACUUUUCACAUGUGGAAGAUCUGCCAAUAUCAGCUCAUGACAUCAAAGUAGGCACAAGCAGAGAUCCCUUGCUGAGUAAAGUUUGGAGCAAUACAAUGAAUGGAUGGCCUAAUUACAUGAACGAUGAAAGCCUGAAACCAUACUUUGUCAGGAGACAUGAGCUGUCAGCAGACCAGGGGUGUGUUUUGUGGGGUCUCAGAGUCAUUGUUCCUCAAAUGCACCGACAGAAAAUUCUUAAAGACCUGCACCAUGAACACCCAGGCAUCUACAAAAUGAAGGCUUUAGCCCGCAGCUAUUUAUGGUGGCCAGGUUUGGACGGUGAGAUUGAGAACAUGGUUCAGAACUGUGCAGUGUGUCAAGCUGUGCAGAAGGUACCUGCUGUGGCACCGCUCCAUCCCUGGCGGUGGCCUGUCAGAGUCUGGCAGAGGAUUCAUCUAGACUUUGCGGAGAAAGACAGACAAUACUUCUUAGUGGUAGUGGAUAGUCAUUCCAAAUGGCUGGAGGUUUUUCACAUGACCUCCACCACAUCGAGCCGAACCAUAGAGGUGUUGCGCAACCUCUUUGCUGCACAUGGUCUUCCGGAAGAGGUUGUGUCGGACAAUGGACCCCAGUUCGCCUCCUCAGAGUUCAAGCAGUUUCUAGCCAAAAAUGGAAUAAAACAAACGCUGGUCCCACCGUAUCAUCCAGCCUCGAACGGAGCUGCAGAGAGGUCUGUGCAAAUACUGAAGCGUGCUCUGGUGAAGCAGGUCCUAGAAGCAAGUGGACAGCCCAGCAUCACACUGCAACACAGGCUGUCAAACUUUCUGCUCAUGUAUAGGGUUACGCCUCACACAGUCACAGGUCGCUCUCCAGCUGAGCUGUUCUUAAAGAGAGAGAUACGCACGCGCUUCAGUCUGUUGAGGCCAGAUCUGUCCCACACUGUAGAGCACAAGCAGGCAAAACAGAAACUGUAUCAUGAUAAAGAGAGACUGAAAUUGAGAAUUUCAGGAGAAUGA